UUCAGGCAAAAGGUUGAAACAACGAAAACAGCUGCGAGCACAGAAAAAAAAAGAAAAAAGGACAGAGAGGAAGGGACGUGGUCAGCCAAAAAAGCGAGCUAUGUGGCAAGAAAGAGUGGGAGGAUGAGACUGGAUCUGUAGGAUUGUUUUAACUAUCAGACACCAGGCCAGGAUUUGGCAUCGAGGUCGUUUUUCUUUCUUAGCCACCUGGAAUGCGACAGCGCAGCAGUCAGCAAGACAGAUAACAAAAAAGGCCAAACUCCCAAACGACAAGGACGCGUCAGUCCAAGCUGGUUUUUUACAUCCGGAGUCCACUUUUUUUUUUGUUAGGAGGAAGGAAGCAAAGAGAGUCAACUAACCGGAGGGUCGACAGAGCCAGUGGAAAUAGAAAACACAGAUGAGGACAGAAAGAAAAAGGCAGCGGAGUUAACCAUCCAGCCACCAAAACUAAACAGAGGAAGGAAGGAGAGAGACAGACAGAGAGUGAGACAGCGAGAUAAAACCCCAUCUUCCUAAGAGGGGAUUCUGGGUGGAAUGACCCUGUCAUGAUGCCACAGACGUGCCACACCCCACGCCCAGGGGAAGAAGGAGGGCGUGUCUGGCUAUCAGCCAACCACAUAGGGAGCCCCAAUAGAGUUAUUUCCAAUUCCAGUUCAGAGACAUUUCCCCUCAAGAGCUUCCUGCAAUACUGACACUCGGCCCAUGUGGUUGUAGUUUUUGUGCUCACCUCCUUUACUCCUGCUUCCGGUGGAGUCCUUACCAUUUCCUGAUUACCUAUCUUGGGAUGUUGGCGUUGUUUCAUGGCAGCUGCCAUGGAGAUAAACGGAUUUCUCUACUAAACAAUUUUAGACACAACCUCCAGAUGUUGUGCCAGAUGCAGGUUGUCCACACGGGCAAAAUUGGACAAGGACAUGCACAGAGGUGCUGUGCGGCUCAGCUUCCUACUUCACACUGCUUGACAGCAUCCCAGCAGGAAUUGUAGGACUUCCUAUUCCUGUGUAACAUCUUCCUCUGCCUACUGGCACUUGUGAGGACUUACUUGACCCGGUAGCAAGUUACUCAAGACUCUUAUCCUCCAGCAGAGAAACCAUGCGGCACAUUCACGUUGAGUUAGCCCACAAAAAGGCUCCAUUAGAGCUUCCAGCCCAGGAGGGGGACUUGCCUCCACCUACAGCCCCAACACAGGGCCUAGACCCUGGUGUCAGACCGGGAGCGCCCAGGCACUUUGGCCAGGAGGAGUUGCGCCUCCAAAAGGUCUACCAGCUCUCCAUUUUCUCCCAGUUAGGGGGAUUUUCUACCUCCACAGAAACCCACACUGAUACCCAACAGAGGCCUGUCCGGGUGGGCGUGAAAAGGGGGCUAGAGGAGCCGCAAUUGACUCUUAAGCGCCCCCACCUUGGGGACUUCUUAGACAAUGAGGCGUUGGAGGGAGGGGUGCUGUGUGGGCCAGCCCCAGCUCAAGGUGUUGGGAUGGGGUUGGCGAUGGGCCCUAGUGGGCCUGGUUCUGUAUACUCUUGCACACAGAUGGAGCACAGAGACUCUGAGGGGGGACUGUCACCAAGGUCUCCACCCCUCUCGCCCAGCAACAACCCCUCCCGACGCCCAACUCAGCACAAUCAUGACAGGCCCAUUCCUGAUGUAUUUGCUCCACUCUCACCUAAAUCACCCCCAAUGUGUGACCCGCAUGGACAUCUCUGUGACCAGGGCCAUUCCCUUGGUAGCUCAGCCAGGACCGAGCCACCUAAUGGGGGCCACACACCCACACACUCACUAGGUAGUCCUGCAAAUGAGAGCUGCGGUAACGGCUCAUCUGGAGGCCAGCCCAGCCCCCACUUAUAUGAAAUGUCCAUGUAUGAGACUCCCAACCCUGCUAGUCCCACCAGCCCUCCAGGCCCCUUCUCCCCCCCACACCACACAGAGCUGCAGGAGCCAGGGGAGGCCACCGAAUGGGAAGUUGGACUUGAAUCCUCCCCACCUGAGCGAAGUGCCACCCAGGCUGCCUCCUCAUCCUCUGUUGGCCUGGCUUCCUGGGAGAAAACUCCAAGCAGUAAUGGCCACCGUCUAUCCGCUGGAGGCCACUGGCCAGCCAAAAAGCGUCUGCUGUCCCCGAGCGACACAGGGGAGUCAUGCUCAGAAGACGAGGGCCCCUCCACAUCCAAGAGAAGCAGGCUGUCAUUGCUGGCUCCAGGACUUGGCCCGGCCUCAUGUCGCAGCACUGACGCUAAAGCUGCCCCUUACUGGAAUCACCUGCUGCCCUCUGCAUGGGACCGGCCUAAGACCCCCACAGACUGCACAAGAUCAGGAAGACGGCUCAAAAGUGGGCUGCGACUGAAAAGUCGGCAGCUGCGCAGCAGCAGACACACAGACACCGGUCGCUCCACACGUUCCAGUUGGCCCUCAUCUUCCAUCAGCAGAUCACUACUUGGCAACUUUGAGGAGUCCAUACUGAAGGGACGAUUCUCCCCAUCAGGCCGGAUUGAGGGCUUCACAGCGGAGAUCGGUGCCAGCGGCUCUUAUUGUCCACAGCACGUCACCCUGCCGGUGCAGGUUACAUACUACGACAUCUCAGAGCACAGCGCACCCUCACCCUUCCUGGGGGUGAUAUCUCUCGAGCCUCUUGGAAAGAAAGGAUACAGCAUACCCAAAGCAGGGACCAUUCAAGUGACCUUAUUUAAUCCCAACAAAACUGUGGUGAAGAUGUUCCUGGUGACCUACAACUUCGGCGACAUGCCCGUUAAUCACAUGACCUUCCUGCGCCACCGUAUCUUCUUGGUGCCCGUGGAGGAGGGGGUUGAGGGGAAGGGCGAGGCGUCUCCAGGGGGCAGAGUUCCAGACAGGAAGAAGAUUCUCUGCUACCUGAUACAUCUCAGAUUCCAGAGCUCCAAAUCUGGGAAGAUCUACUUGCACAAUGAUAUCCGGCUGCUAUUCUCCCGCAAAUCCAUCGAAGUGGACACAGGGAUCCCUUAUGAGCUGAAAUCUUACACCGAGGUGCCAAGAAACCCUAAAUACUCUCCCCGCGUGUGACCCCAGCUUGACCCUUUGACCCUCCCCAGCGCCAAUGCAGCCCCUCCCGUGCUUCCUAGAGAGGAGGGAGGGAAAUAGACGAACUGCUAGAAUGAUGGACACAAAACUUGAUAAGACUUGAUGAGACACGCCACAUGCACACAAGACACACGUGCACAUAUGAUACAGUGUUUUAGUAAAUGUGCUCCUUUUAUGCAUUUAUUCGGCAUUAGAAAAAUUAAAUCCGUCAAAAGAAAUUGGUGAUAGAAAAUGUCACUAAACAAACAGGGAAUUCCUUGUAUCUUCCAUUCAUUGGAUAUGAAAAAGAUUUUAGAAAAAAAAAAGCGUAAGAGCCGUUCAGCAAACAUCAAAAGCAGGACAUUUACUACACUUUUAUCUGUACAAAAAAAGAAAUGCACAAACAGCGACACACCCACACAGCACAUACUACACACGUCACAGCUGAAACACUUCUGGUGGUGACUCUCUGAGUUCAGUGUUAACAUGCAUGCCUUGUGACUUUAAACACCUGGAUUUUCCUUUAGUGCCGUAUCACACUGUCCUUCACUCUGCCUGCAGCUCCAACCGCUUCAUCGGACCAAUAACUUACAUUUUUCCAAAAGGCCACAAACAAAAAGCAUGUCCAUGACUUUGAUUUGAAGAAAAUAAUUACCCCCUCACCAACUCGUAAACUUUCUUACAAGGAGAGAAGAUGAGCAGAGACGCAAACACUAGUGAAAGCGAAGGCUGGAAUGAAAUCCGCCAUCUUGACCGGGUGUCUUAUUAUUCGAGACUUGAUAUAAAACACUUACACGAUUUGACCCAACUCAGGACACUUGUUGACGAAAACAUUUCUCUUCUUACCAUUUCACCUAUCAUGGUACAGACCGAUGUGUACACUUCAAGAUAGGAGGGUCAUACCAUGUCAUGAAAAGCAGGGCAAUCCAGUAAAAUCUGUGUAGUCAGACUGAGGGACACUGUGCUGUUUUCUUUUUUUCAAUUUUUCCUUUUUUUUUUAGAUUCUGUUCAGAACAGUCUGAUGUUGGAGCAGAAAAUGAAAAAAAUAAACAACAAGCUGUAGUAUUUCUAAUUUAUGUUGUUUUUUUCGCAAAUGUCUUAAUAAGCAAUAUGCUGCACAAAGUAGAGUGUGUUUUUUCAGCCGGACGAGCUUUCUCUCUGGAGGUGGGAAACAGAGAAAGUGGAGAAUUAGAAAUGGGGGGAGGGAGGGUUGAUGCGGGAGGGAAGGGUGGUGGGGUAUUUAAUAUGGGGAAAAAGUCUAUGUAUAUUUAAAAGAAUAAACUCUGCGACUGGCGAGUAGCACCUGUCUUUGUUGUUGUUUUUGAUUGACAAACAUCAUGGAAAUACUACUUCCCAUAAUGUAAUUUAAAAAUGUGUUUAAUUUGACCCUCCCUGCUUUAUAAAGGUCUUUUAAACUUGUCAGACCCCCAGUAUCCAAUGCAGGCUUUCUGUUUAUAUAUUUUAAAGUCUCAAGCCUGAUGACAGUACUAUCACAUCAUACAGGAUCCAGAGUCUUCCUUAGAACAGUAAGUAUCUUAUUCAAAACUAUAUUAAAGUUCGACAAAUUAGAGACAUACUGACAGGCCAAUGUGCAUCACUAGAAACAGACCCAGGACUCUGAUAUCACAUAUCAUAUAACUCACUAAAAGAAAGCAGCUGACUAAUAGUCACAAAAGAAAGCCUGAGAACAGAGAGUCAGCUCGAUUUAUAUUCUUGCAGAUUGUUUAGAAUUUGGCAUGAGAGAAAACCUUAAAGCUAUAAAGGGCUUCCUCCCCAGGCUUCUACUGCUCCACUGAAACUGCUCAGUGGCAAUGAACAGACAGACUUUGGUUGUUCUGGGCAGUCCUGCAAAAUACAAAUGUCAAACUGUGUGAAUGUCAAGUACGGCAUUGCUGAAAAAAGAAUCCAUCCUCUGUAAAUAUUCCCCAUCUAAAAAUAUAGAGGAAUGUCUAUAAAUGUCUCACCAACAAAAACAGCCAGUCAUUCCUGCAAUGUGCUGAAAUAUGGAUUACAGGCUGGUCCUGAAAUAAUGGGGUCAUUGUAGUUUGUGUAACAUCCAAAAGAUGGUUAACAUGAUGAUGUUUUUUUUUUUUACUUACAGUGGGUAGACAAAAUCACAAAAACACACUCUAAUGAAAACAUCUUAAAAUAACGCUAUAAGCGGAUUUAAUAAGAUUACUGCUUGUCAACUGGUAUUGACAACACAUGUCCAUUAUAUCCUUGUCACGUACCUUUAAAUACAUCUCUUCUGCUCCUCUUUGUUAGACUAGUAACCAUUUUGCAUUUGUGUGAGUUAUACACCUACAGCUUGUCUCUGGAGCUCUGUUAAGUGUUUUCUGUUGCCAUGAAUGCCUAUUUCAUGCUUCUAAAUUGCAAUUAAAUGCA
Anoplopoma fimbria (sablefish) is the source of this 5406-nucleotide messenger RNA. It is a transcript of the gene atosb, whose product is annotated as atos homolog protein B. The record is from RefSeq and is a predicted model, not a curated record. Lineage: Eukaryota; Metazoa; Chordata; Actinopteri; Perciformes; Anoplopomatidae. The transcript has 11 exons. The coding region runs from base 1090 to 3024 and encodes 644 amino acids.